UUCACGUAACGUUAUGUAUGCGUGUUGCAAAGUGUACGGCCUUCAGCGGAGCCAUAAAUAGGGAUGCGUCCGAGCGAAGAUAUCAUUUGCUCUUUAAUUUCAUUUAGAAAACGCGGCACUUAUGUAGGCUACUGUGUAUGGAAAGGCUUGCAGAAAACAAAUAAGACGUUUUCACCAUCAUCUUAAAGAAUCUGUAGAUUCGGAGUUUCGUUUGUCAGCUCUAUGACCGACAUACAUCGUAAACACCGGAUUGCUAAAGAUCUUUAGUUCCGUUUACUUCGUUAUGUGAUUCUAUAAGCUAAUUCUUAAUUAUUAAAGGUGUUUUAUCAAAUGUCUGUAUACAAAUUAUUUUUGAAACCGGACAUUUCACGCAAUGUGAUUUAUCUCCGUUCCCCGGAUGAUAUCGUUGCUAUGACGACAACCUUCCUCCCGCAAGGGCAGCAGGGCUGACGGGGGCAGCUGGGAACUUGCUGUGCUGUACAGAGAAUAGGGGUCACAAUGAUCCAAAAAUAAAAUUAGUACUUAUUAUUAAAAUACUGAUGAAAAUCAUUGAUGUUUUGGAUUCACUUUAUAUUAUUAGGUCAGUCUUUACAUUUAAAUGAAUCAUUUGAAUUUGAUACAAAACAUACACAUACACAAUACAUGUUUUUACAUUGUACUUACAUUUUAAAAAAUACAUGCAUGUAAUUCAAAUUUGUAAUUUUAUUUCUGUAGUUACACAUACAAUUACACUGUAAAACAAUAGCAAAGGGGUUUUCAGUACAACAUGUACACAGUAAGUGGGCUACUCUUUUUGUAACACAAGUACAAGAUAGUUAAGGCACCUAAUAUAAAGUUUGACCAAGGUUUUUCUCUCCGACUUCUGGCUGUCGUACUCUGCCUAUUGUACUGCUGUGGAGGGCUGUACUGAAAGAGUCAUUGUUGUGAUCAGAACAAUCGAUGGUGAAGUCACUGCUGGUUUGGCUUUGGCACGAAUAACAUUGCUCCAUGUAUGACUAUGCCAUAUUAUGCGUUAAAUUAAAUUAGAUUUCGUGUAGCUGUGUGAACACUGUAAAUGAUACAGUAUAUCUUCUUUCUAAAAUGAUGGCAACAGAAUACAAUAAAUAUUAUUAAUUAAAUAUGAUUAUGUUUGGAAGUCACCUGUCCAGCGUAUUUCUGUGCCUGCGGCCCCAGACACUGGAUUAUGUUCCAGCAUUCCCAUGACAAUAAGCAGAAGAUAGACUGAUAUUUAGAAUUGAGUAUUCAAACAAAGAAAUAAAAAUAUAAUUGGAAUUAAAGGGGUCAUGAACUGAGAAACCAAAAUUCCUUUGAUCUUUUGACAUAUAUGAGGUCAUUGUAUAAAAAGCAUCCUGUAAGCUUCAGAACUCAAAACUUUCUUGUUAGUCUAAAAACAGCUUAUAUUGAAGCCAGUCUGCCAAAAAGCCAGCUUGUGGAAUAUACAACUCUAUGAUGUAAUAGUGUGGCUAAAAAAAUAUCAACGCCUGCUUCUACAGCGCUGCCUGUUUAAUCCCGCCCACUGAUUCACACAUGCAGUGUUUACGAGAGAGGCGAACGCUCAGGUCUACGCAGAAACCAAACGAUAAAGACGGGUCUGAAGACAACAAGACGCUGUGCAGUGCCAAGCAGUGGAAAUCGUUUGAUAUGAGUAUUAUUGUGUUUUUAACCUAAAUCACAUCAGCGUCCAUCUGUGAAGGACGUAGGCUGUCAAACAUACACAACCGUUAGACAAUCAUAGCAGUUUACUAGGCAUAGGCAUUUACUUCUGAGUCUACAAUCCACCACGCCUAUUCAAACAGAGUGUUCUGGGGGGGGACAAGUUAUGAUGUCUUUUGUGAUGUAAAAAUCUUGAUAAGAUAAGUGGACCUCAGAGAACGCUACAAAAUAAAAAACAGAGGCAGUUCAUGACCCUUUUAAAAGAACUAUCAUGCUUAUAAAGAAGUAGUAACUAAUUUUUGUAAUUGUAAUGUUUACAUAAUUAGGUUAAGUAACUUUUAUGAAAUUUAUGUCUGAUGAUAUUUGUUCCUUCUAUUUACUUCAUUUUUCCCAAUAUUAGGUACUUCCCAGGGUAAAUGCAGGUGGAACUACCUUUCAAAAAUGUGAUUCAUUAUAUAACCCAGAUUUGAUUCCAAAAAGCCCCAUUUAAUAUAUUUUGCCUAAAAAUAUUUAUUGCAAGAAGGCAGGUGACAUUCGUUCCUACAAAAUAUUUUAAAGAUAAUUAUUAUGUUAACAGCAUGACAAAAUAAUAUCAUGUUGUGUAAUACAGUAAACUCAUAUAUAAAACAUUGUGUACUGUAAUGUAUGUCACUCAGUUGGAAGCAGUUAUAUUCAUGACCUUUCUAAGGAAAGUACAGGAAGUACCUGUAGUUAAGUAGAAAAUGCUUUAGUCAUUUAUCGGAAAGAUUCAGUUGAUCCACACAGUUCAACGGAACACACUCAUCAUAUCAUCAUUGGCUAUUACCUCACCAGUGCUUCUAGCAACAGCUUUUAAUGAGUAGACUUAGUGUAUUAAAUAUUUCAAAUUUUCAAAGAUUUUAUAUCUUAUCUUUGUAUCUGAAUUAUUAUUUAUUUUUUUUAAUAUACAAUGUCUUAGCAUGGACAAAUGUAAAGAAAUUCUCUUUGAUGUUGAUUGGGGUAAUGCUUUACCGAUAGAUUACCUUGUGAAACCAAUCUUUUGUGAAAAGGAACCAAUAUCUUGUGAAAAGGAAGUGCACUUAAUUGUAUUGACUGUGGACUUGUAGUGUACUUGCAGAUAAUAUAAUUAUACAAAAUAAUUGCCACUUAAAUGCACUUAAAGAGAGUGUGUUUUCAUGAUCAUGUUUCUUAGCACAUUUAAGUACACUUUUAAAUAGUUCACUUUGUAAAAAUGUCAAAUUAAAGGAGUCAUAUGAUGCGAUUCCUAUUUUUCCUCUUCUUUAGUGUGAUAUGUAGCUGUUUGUGCAUGUAUAAGAUCUGCAGAGUUACAAAGCUCAAAGUCUCCCACAAAAGGAUUUAUUCUAUCUAAAAGAGAAGGCUGAUCCAGACCAGGCUAAAACGCCUCAUUAAAACACGCCCCCACAUGUCUACGUCACGAUGUGGAAAUAUUUGCGUAAUGCCGCCCAAAUGUUCAGGCAAAGAAAGAAGGCGUGGUUUCAGUAACCGCGCUUCUGAAUCAGUGACUCUGAAGCUUGCGAUUAUGGAAAGGGGCGUUACUUUUCCAACGUGUGCUUGUGGUGUUCGGCCAAUCACAAUGCACUGGGUCAGCUGGCCAAUCAGACCAGACUGUGCUUGUCGGAAGGAGGGGCUUUGUAGAAAACGACGCGUUUGAGAGAGGAGGGGCAUAGAGGAACUACAAUAAUUUGAACUUAAUGAAAUAAGAAGACACUUUCUUGGAAACAGAUGAAAUCAACUGGAAAAAUCCAUAUGGAAUCAGUGGUGUUCUCCAGGUUUUCAGUGAAGACACUGCUAGAGAAGUACACAGCGGAGCCCAUCGAUGACUCGUCUGAGGAGUUCAUUAACUUUGCUGCUAUUCUGGAACACAUCCUCAGCCACCGCUUUAAAGGCUCUGGCAGCUGGUUUGAUGGUCAGCGCAGUUUUUGGGACUUCAUCCGUCUGGCCUGCAGUAAAGUUCCCAAUAACUGCAUAAGCAGCAUUGAGAACAUGGAGAACAUCAAUUCCUCACGAGCUAAGGGCAGAGCAUGGCUACGGGUUGCACUGAUGGAGAAACGGCUUUCUGAAUACAUCGCCACAGCUUUGCGAGAUAGCCGCACCACCAGGAGGUUCUACGAUGAAGGUGCCAUAAUGUUGCGAGAAGAAGCAACUGUUUUGACCGGAAUGCUCAUCGGACUUGGAGCGAUUGACUUCAGUUUCUGUUUGAAAGGGGAGGCUCUGGAUGGGAAGUCUGAGGCUGUUAUUGACUACACUCCAUAUCUGAAAUUUACUCAAAGUUAUGAUUAUCUUAGUGACGAUGAGGAUGGUCAGAGUGUGGACAGCAGUAACAGUGAUGAUAGUGUUGAGCAUCCAUACAUCCCUCUGGUCACUGAUGAGGAGAGCUGGAGGAACAAGUGCCGCAAGAUGGAGCAGAGGUUCAAGAUUGUCAAUGCGCAAAAGGGGUACCUUGAGGAACUGGUAAGGCUGCGGGAAUCUCAGCUGAAGAAUGUGGAGAUGGAGAAUAAGAAACUAACAGCUGGACUAGAAGAAUUGCAGCUGCAGAGCCAGAAAGAAAAGAGAGAACUGGAGAACAUCAUACUGGAGCUGCAGGAACAACUGACAAGUCUGAUUCCAGGAGAAUCACAUCCACUCUCUAAGGAUUUGUCAAUCCCUCUUGUUAACCAAUGGCCAUCACUGCAAAAGUACAACAACCAGGAGGACAGGAAACUGUACCACAGGGGUAAUUUCCCCAGCCCGGAGCCACAUAUAAGCCUAACCACAGAUUCUCAGAGGACGGAAAGGAGACAGAAUGGAAAAGCCUGGUGCACAGCAGAAAAAGACUACACUCCCUCUAUGUUAGGUCUGUGUGGUUCUCUGUCUUCUUUACCCAGCUGUAAGUCCCUGCCAAGCCUGAGGUCGACAGAGUGCCUGGUAAACAUCAGCGCAGAGCCCAGUCCUGCUCUAACCCCCAGCUAGGGACCACCAAAUGAGACCAAGCAGAGAGAAACUGCACUGUCAGCUAAGACAUCCUAAGAUAUUAUGGCUCGGCUACAGCCUGUGUAAUGCCUGUUACACUAAUUCUCAUGAAAGUAUCAUUGAUGAGAUAUAGCGAGACCUCUGUAGUUAUGAUAAGAGAUAUUUUCUCAGAUUUAUCCCGUCAGAGCUUUUCAAAUGCGGAUAUCUCUGAAUGUCUUUGCUGUUCAAACCUUUCUCCUGACUUGUUGUGAUAUCCAGUGAAGGCAAACUGUGGACUAUGCACUGACAGACUUGAGACCUGAAAGCAGUUUUCACUACAACUUCAUGCGUCAAAGCCCAACACAGCUUUCCCACAUUCUGUUGCCCUUUAAAAUCUCUUAUGGGAACAUACAUACUUACAGAACACAUAUAAACAAAACCAGAAAUUAACCAUGAAAAUGUGUGAAAGAAAGCAUAUUAUAGUUACAAAUUAGUAUUCUGACAUUGUCAUCACUUUUUUUUUUUUUUUAUUCUCACAUUUCAACCAUCUAAACAUCCCUCCUCUGCCAAACAACAUGCAAGAACUAAAAAGAUGAACAAGAAGAUGUGUAUGUCUUUACAGUCUGCUGUACAAUUACAGUGAUAAUAAAAUGAAAGACAUUUCUGGAAUAGCUGCCUUAUUCCUUUUUUCUUGCCUCUUGAAGUAAGUCUGAAGAUGGGAUCGCUCUGCACAUGAUGGCAGUAUAAUAUUGCUGAAUGACUGACAGUGAGUGAAGUAAACAUUGGACCAGUGUAUAUCUGCAUACUGUUGUAUUGUACUGUAUGCUUGACCUCUAUUUGGCAUCUGUUGUUGCAUCAUUACAAUAUGUCUGCAAUGUGUGGGCCACUGUCAUUUUCAGUAUAUUAGCAGCAGAUUUGAAACCUUGCAUUGAAUUUAAUCGCAUUGGCAUCAUAUAAAACUGAUAAGCUAGAUUUCCUCCCUCCAUUGUCAGUGUAAUUGAAAGUCUACUUGUUUGAGAAUGUAUGUGUUGUGUUAGACAGCUGUUCACCCUCAAUUAGUGUUAAAUUAGUUUUUUAAUUUAUUGCACAUUAUUUCUUUGUUUAAAAAGACAUUGGAAACUAUGCUGUUUGUCACUUAAAAUCGCAAUAAAACUGCCUCUUUUGUCCUAA
This is a messenger RNA of Onychostoma macrolepis, 5751 nucleotides long. It is a transcript of the gene rundc3ab, whose product is annotated as RUN domain containing 3Ab. The record is from RefSeq and is a predicted model, not a curated record. The coding region runs from base 3376 to 4602 and encodes 408 amino acids. The transcript has 13 exons. Gene Ontology annotation, cellular component: cytosol. NCBI's taxonomy places the organism in Eukaryota, Metazoa, Chordata, Actinopteri, Cypriniformes, Cyprinidae.